Anneissia japonica is the source of this 5666-nucleotide messenger RNA. RefSeq names its product probable helicase with zinc finger domain. Gene Ontology annotation, molecular function: protein binding; helicase activity; metal ion binding. The transcript has 17 exons. Lineage: Eukaryota; Metazoa; Echinodermata; Crinoidea; Comatulida; Comatulidae. Gene Ontology annotation, cellular component: P granule; cytosol. Gene Ontology annotation, biological process: regulatory ncRNA-mediated post-transcriptional gene silencing. The record is from RefSeq and is a predicted model, not a curated record. The coding region runs from base 132 to 5570 and encodes 1812 amino acids.
CGCAAAGAUAAACGUCAGAUUUCGUUCUGUGACAAAGUAGGUCCCAUUCUUCCGCGAAAACAAAAAUGGCUGAUGAUGAAUGGAAGAAAUAGCCGACUCAGAGCCAUAUUAUUGGGGAAGGUGGCUGUAAGAUGGACGGGAAGCACAAACAGCUUCACGAGCAAGCCAACACACAGUAUCAACAACAACAUUAUCUGCAGGCCGCCAUUCUUUUCACCAAAGUUCUAGAAUAUGUAAGACCAACCUCACAGAAAGACCUACAUCUCUCCUAUGUAAACAAAAGAUCACAGUGUUACCUGAAAUUAGAAAAAUAUGAAAAGGCCAUUGAGGAUUGCGAUGAACUUUUACAUCUGACACAAAACCGCAGCGGCAAAGCUCUAAGUAGGAAAACAAUCGCCCUUGCUAAACUUAACCGGUUCCAAGAUGCUUAUGAAGUCGCCAAACUCUGGUGCAAGGUUGAACCAAAGAGCCAGUCAGCCAUGUCAGAGUUGUCACGACUGCAAAAGAUAAUUGACGCAUUGGAAGACAAGGGCAUCGAUGCAGAUGAUAUACCUAAUAGUCCAGAGAGCCUCUCCAGUCCGACAGCCAAGUCCAGCUAUGGUGGGAAAACUAGCUGGGCGGCUCAUGCUAGGCCGACACCAAGCCAAAGUCCCCUACAAAUCAUGGUCACCACAAAGAGCAACGGAAAUUCAACAUAUAACGAUAUCUCACGUCGCCGAUCUAGUUCAAGCUCCAGCGCAUCACCAAUUACUAAGUCCCCAACGAGUCCAACCAUUCUCACCCGCCAGUCUAGCAGCGGGAACAACAGCAGCCCAGUCACAACAUCCCAUUCUGGCCUAGAUCGCAGGCGAAGCAAUGAUGGCAAAAUCAUAUCCGCCGUAGGUCCAUCUAACUUCUCCUGCACUUACUGUAACCUGCAAUUUUCUACAGAGGUUGAUCUACACCUCCACUGCAUCGGCGAAAGUCAUCAAGCAAUUAUUAUGUCUGAUGAAGGACGAGAUUGGAAGUAUAGACCGCCCCCUAGAGGAAUCACAAGUGAUGACUAUGUAUUAUGUUCUAAUUUUGUUCGCUGUCGUUUUGCUGCCCAGUGUAUGUUCGCACAUUCAGAGGAUGAACUGGCUGAGUGGGUCGAGCGCUACCGGUAUCGGCAGAUGAAACUCCAGCAGGCUCGUGAAAAACAGCUGCAUGGUAGUAGCUACGUUGAAACACUUCUUGAGAAAAUGGUCAACUCAGCAUCACCAACAGAUGUGAUGUCGGAUACAAUAGAAGAUGUUAAGCUUGAUGUGAAUUCUGACCUUAAUGUUACUGUGUCAAGAAAGAGCUCUGCCAAGUCGUGGACGUUUACAAUUCAUUGUAAUCCUCCCAUGGAACUGGAGCAUGUGGCUUUACUCUACGACAUGCACCGUACCCAUUUCAGCAUUCGCAGCAUCAGCACUGGUGACAUAAAUAAACAGGUCGACCAAGAAGUCCCCUCAUCGUGUCAAGACUGGGUCAACACGCAGAACAACAAUGAGACCGGCGGGAAGUCAACGGAACGCAUGUACCGGAUCAAGGUUCAGUUUACAUCCGAGAUCUACGGAACCUUCCGGCAGUCCAUUGUGUUUGAUUUUGGGCAGAUGCCGGUUUUGGUUCAGCAUAUGUUUGUCGAUGCCGUGUCCGUGUCCGACCUUCAGGAGCUAGAUGAGAUCCGCAGUACAGUGAUUAACAUCUCUGAGCGGUGGGAUGAAACAAACAAAACAAUUAUUCCAUUUGAACCAACCCCUCAGUUGUUCAGCGAGAAAGACAAUGGACUCCUGACUUACUACCGUCCACCUCGAACUACCGAACAGUUGUUCAAAGGCUCAGUUCUGAAAAAAAAGUUAACGAAAAAUAACUAUCAAAAUAAAAUGCAUGAUUUAUUGCAUAUAGAAGAGAUAGCUCAGUACCAGAGUAUUAGUAGGUUUAAUAUUAAAACUAGAAUCCAGUUGAUAACUAGUUUUCUACUUGUUCCGCAUCGGAAUAUUGGUGCAAGAUAUGCACAGAAUGGCGAACUGUUUGCGUUGCUGAAAUUGAAUAACGAGCUAUCGGAAGACCAAAGUGCCGGUCGACUUAUCCUGACCAGCUGUAACCUUGUUCUUUUUGGGACUAGCAAUGAUGAUAAGGAACCGGAGACAGUUUACACAGCGGUCAUAGAGGAAAAGGGAAAGGGAUUUGUUUACUUAAAGUUAUCGAAGAAGUGUGUUGAUGAUCUUAAACUGAAGGCAGACACAGACUUAGAAUGUUACGUACAAUUUCAACUGAAUCGGUUACCUAUAUGUGAGAUGCACUAUGCGGUUGACAAGAUUCAAGAUGUGGGCAUUAUUUUUCCUGAAGUUAGCAAAGCUCUUGACAUUCCUUGGACUCCCCACAGGCAGUGGAGUGAAAGUAGUGACCAGCGAUUGAAUGCUAGGCAGAAGGAAGCAAUAAUCGCAAUUACCUCACCUCUAUCUUCACCAUUGCCACCAAUAUUUCUGAUUGGUCCAUUCGGUACGGGGAAGACUUACACAUUAGCGCAAGCAACCAAGCUUAUAUUACAGCAGCCCAACACAAGAGUCCUUAUUUGUACUCAUUCAAACAGUGCUGCUGAUUUGUAUAUAAGGGAUUACUUGCAUCCAUUUGUGCUGGCUGGAAAUGAGUCUGCCCGUCCUCUGCGUGUAUAUUUUCAUGGACGAUGGGUAGCUACUGUUCAUCCCACCGUCCGUUUGUAUUGCGUUAUGUCGGAAAAUGAAACACAAUUUGAACAUCCCACCAAGGAAAUGGUACUUAAGCACCGGGUUAUUGUAGCAACACUUAGUACGUCAAGAGUACUCAGCCAUUUGGAUAUAGAGCCAGGAUUCUUUACUCAUAUAUUACUUGAUGAGGCUGCACAAGCAAUGGAGUGUGAGACGAUUAUGCCGCUUGCCCUAGCAAAUAAGAACACGCGGAUCGUCUUAGCCGGUGACCACAUGCAGAUUAGUCCACAUGUGCAUUCCGAAUUCGCCCGCAACCACAACCUCCACAUAUCUCUUCUUGAACGACUCCAUGAUUUGUACCCGUUGGAGCACCAGUGUAAGAUACUGCUCUGCGAAAACUACCGAUCACAUGAGGCAAUCGUGGCUUAUGCGUCAAAACUUUUCUACGAGGGUAAACUUUUAUCUAGUGGUCAGCAACCAGCCAGCGAAAAGUAUUUCCCGCUGACUUUCUUCACAGCACGUGGGGAGGAUGUUCAAGAUAAGAAUAGCACAACAUUUUACAAUAUUGCAGAGGUUUAUGAGAUUGUUGAACGUGUGAAGGAGGUUCAGAGGUCAUGGCCAGAAGAAUGGGGCAGUCUUACUGACACCAGUAUUGGUGUGGUGACUCCGUACACUGACCAAGUAUUCAAGAUCAGGUCUGAACUCCGUAAGAAACGUCUUGGCAACGUUACUGUUGAGAGAGUGAUGAAUGUUCAAGGUAAACAAUUCCGUGCAUUGUUUAUUAGCACAGUUCGUACCAGACACACCUGUAAGACAGACGUCUCAGGCAUAUCUACUUCAAAGAGCAAGAAAAAAGGUUCUACCGCUACUGAUGUUGAUUACGGGUUCCUUUCCAACGAUAAAUUACUAAACACCGCCAUAACUCGGGCACAAAGCCUUGUAGCAGUUGUUGGAGACCCAGUUUCUCUCUGCUCCAUUGGAAAAUGCAGAAUACUGUGGGAGAAUUUCAUUAAAACCUGCCAUGAGAAUAAUAGCCUGCAUGGAAUUACAUAUGAAAGUAUCCAAGCUCAACUAUCCGGUGUGGAGUUGAAAAAGACAUACACCCUGAAUCCUCUUGCAAAGGAGUUUAUCCCAAGGGCAUUAAGAGCACAAAUGACGGGUGUGCCAGUUUACCAAACAGCAUUACAGAAGACUGUGUUAUCACCGGCUGGUACUCCAACACCACCGUUGACUCCUUCACCGGCUAGUAGCCCUUUGGUUGGAGCUCCAAUCAGAGCAGCAACUGUUAACCCGUCUUAUCACCACCACCAUCAUGCCGCUAUGUACAGGCACCUGAACCCUGUAAGUGUGGAUCCCAUCACUGGAGGCAAGUACGUGUACUUACCAUUUGUACCUAUGAUGCGAAUGCCACCGUACAUUCCUAUGGGCCACCCACUCAUAGAUCCGUAUAAAAAUCACAACCACUUUCCAAUGCGACAUUCCCCAGUUCCUGGAAUUGGCACACCGCCAGCACAGCUAUCACCGAAGCCAAACCAAGGAAAUGCAUCAAGGCCUAGUGGCCACCAGGCUCCACAUGCACCUGGGUAUUAUAAUUCAGCUCAGCAACAGCAGCAGCAUUCACCAGGUGUCAUAACAGCACAGCAUCAUUCGCCAGGUGGCCAUCCUCCACUGCAUAAUUCUCUUGGAAAUUAUCCACAGCCGGUUAGCUCACCAGGUGGGCAUCAACCACAGCAUGGACCACAAGUUGGUCCUCAGUUCCAUAAUUACCCUCAACCUGGUCAUCCUCAGAAUAUGUCAUCAGGUAUUCCAUCCCCGAAACAUCACCCUCAACCCAGCCAACCAGGUGGCCACCCGAUUCAGCACAAUAAUUCUGUUGGCUAUCAGAAUUACAAGCCAGGUGGACCUAACUCAUAUAUACCAGGUAGCAUAAAUCAGCAUCAUCAAGCUAGUGGAGUUUUAGCAGUUGGCAAUGCUCAAAGCGGCAUGCAGUAUAUGCCAGCAGGCCAGGGCCAACACAAACCAGUGCAAACGUCUGAUCAUCACCGUCCAUUAAUUGCAAGAAAUCCAAAUGGGACCAAUAACACAGGAGCAAAUAUUAAAUAUAACCAAAUGGUAAAAGACAGCAUCUCACCUAUGGUGGAACUCAGUAAAAUGCUACAGAAAAUGCCACACAACCCUGGGAAAAUUGGUUUUGGAGAACAGGGAAAGAAUACGGAGGCAUCGCGGUUCACUGCAUCUGGUGAGCACACCACAGACCAAAUGAAAAAGACUGAGCUUAUGCACAAUGCUCAGCAUGACUUUGGUAAUGUAUUGUCACUGAAUAUGUCACAGGAAACUCGACCUCUUAAACCAGGAACCAUUAAUGGCAGUUACUCAUUUCCUUCCUUUCGACAAAAUUCUGAUGCUAAUAGAAUCCAAACGGAUAGGCAAGCGCAACCGAGAUCAAGAAACCUGCAGGAAGCAUGGAAUGAGCCACCGGAAGCGUGGAAACGUAACUUAUUUCAGCAUGGAUCUGGUGCCGCUUCACCUUCUCAGGGUGAUGCAUCUAACAAACCACCACACCAGAAUAAUCUCUUCUUGUCAGAAGGAUCAGGAUCAUACAGCACCGACUUUCCUCCUCAUCCCAAUCAGCAGUCUCCAAAUAGUUGGUCAAAGCCGUUAAGCCCAAGAGUACCGAGUAAUCCAAGCCAUUCCCCUGUGAUAUCAGAAGAGGCCAAAGCCCCAGGGAAGUCAUAUGCCAGUGCCUUGAGGGCACCUCCUAAGCCUAAACCUAAAUUGGUAGAUGACAGAGUUAAAGCAGCAUCACCAGAUCCUCUGUCAGUGAUCAAAGACUUAGGAAGCAGGCAGAAUAAAGAUGGAUAUUAUUCAUAUUUUAACUAAACCCCUGUCCAGACUAUCAAAUUUUAUUUGACAAAAACAUGUUUACAUGCCUAAAUAUGGCCAUGAUGACAUCACAUCAUAACCAUAUAUAGCCAC